Messenger RNA from Tupaia belangeri chinensis (Chinese tree shrew), 954 nucleotides. Its product is annotated as olfactory receptor 14J1-like. Gene Ontology annotation, biological process: G protein-coupled receptor signaling pathway. Gene Ontology annotation, molecular function: G protein-coupled receptor activity; olfactory receptor activity. The record is from RefSeq and is a predicted model, not a curated record. Gene Ontology annotation, cellular component: membrane. NCBI's taxonomy places the organism in Eukaryota, Metazoa, Chordata, Mammalia, Scandentia, Tupaiidae.
AUGACAAAUAUAACCACAGUGAGUGGAUUCCUCCUCAUGGGGUUUUCUGAUAAUCAUGAACUACAGAUAUUACAUGCUUUGAUUUUCUUGGUAAUGUACCUAUUGGCCUUGUCAGGUAACCUCAUCAUUAUCACCAUCACAACACUGGAACUACAUCUCCAAUCCCCAAUGUAUUACUUCCUGAAGCACUUGUCCCUGCUGGACCUUUUCAUUUCUGUCACAGUUCCUCAGUCCAUUGACAACUCACUGAUGGAUGAUGGUUUUAUUUCCCAUGGCCAAUGCAUACUUCAGGUUUUCUUCUUCACAACCUUUGCCUGGGCUGAGAUGGCAAUUCUCACAGUGAUGUCUUAUGACCACUACACUGCCAUUUGCUUUCCACUGUACUACGAGGUCAUCAUGAGUCUCAGAAAAUGUAAGUGGGCUGUGAUAGCUGUAUGGUUAAGUGGAAGAAUUUCUGGAAUCUUAUAUACAACAGCCACAUUUUCUAUCACAUUCUUCAAGCCCAAAAUAAUUAAGCAAUUCUUCUGUGAUGUUCCUCAGUUGCUGAAGCUCUCCUGCUCCAAUGAUUACCUUGGAGUGAUUGGAGUGACUGCUUUCAUGUCUGUGAUGGCAUUCAUCUGCUUCAUCUCCAUUGUUCUCUCUUACAUCCACAUCUUCUCUGCGGUUCUAAAAAUUCCCUCUGCUGAGAGUAGGUCUAAAGCCUUCUCUACAUGCCUAUCUCAUCUCUUUGUUGUCUCAUUUUUUCUCUCUACAGGCAUUUUUGAGUUUCUAAAACCAACUUCAGAUUCUCCUACUACUUUUGACCUUAUGAUACCUAUAUUUUAUACAGUAAUACCCCCAACACUUAACCCCAUUAUUUACAGUCUGAGGAAUAAGGUCAUGAAAAGAGCUUUAAGAAAGUUACUGUUGGGUGGAGAAUUAAAUAGGGAAAAAACAUAUUUGUGCUGUUACUGA